Rattus rattus (black rat) is the source of this 2836-nucleotide messenger RNA. RefSeq names its product deleted in azoospermia like (gene Dazl). The transcript is spliced from 10 exons. Bases 199 to 1044 code for a protein of 281 amino acids. The record is from RefSeq and is a predicted model, not a curated record. Gene Ontology annotation, molecular function: mRNA 3'-UTR binding; protein binding. Lineage: Eukaryota; Metazoa; Chordata; Mammalia; Rodentia; Muridae.
CAGUGACUCGGCGACUCUCGCCACGCUCGCUUCACGGCUCCGCUGUCUCCGAGGCCCUUGGCUCUCCUUCCACCGCCGCCGCGGCUUUUUGCCCGUUGGCGGCCAGGCAGCCACUCCGCAGCUGCCCUGAGUAGCUGCUAGCCGCGUGGCUUCUGUGCCACCUUCGAGUUUUUUUCCACCGGACCUCCGGCCGCCAUCAUGUCUGCCACAACUUCUGAGGCUCCAAAUUCAGCUGUCUCCAGAGAGGCCAGCACUCAGUCUUCAUCAGCAACCACCAGUCAAGGAUACGUUUUGCCAGAAGGCAAAAUCAUGCCAAACACUGUUUUUGUUGGUGGAAUUGAUGUUAGGAUGGAUGAAACCGAAAUCAGGAGUUUCUUUGCCAGAUAUGGCUCAGUAAAAGAAGUGAAGAUAAUCACUGAUCGAACUGGUGUGUCGAAGGGCUAUGGAUUUGUCUCAUUUUAUAAUGACGUGGAUGUGCAGAAGAUAGUAGAAUCACAGAUUAAUUUCCAUGGCAAAAAGCUGAAACUGGGCCCUGCAAUCAGGAAACAAAAUUUAUGUACUUAUCAUGUGCAGCCACGUCCUUUGAUUUUUAAUCCUCCUCCUCCACCACAGUUCCAGAGUGUUUGGAGUAGUCCAAAUGCUGAGACAUACAUGCAGCCUCCAACCAUGAUGAAUCCUAUCACUCAGUAUGUUCAGGCAUAUCCUCCUUAUCCAAGUUCACCAGUUCAGGUCAUCACUGGAUAUCAGCUGCCUGUUUAUAAUUAUCAGGCUUAUACAACUGUUAACUACCAUUGCAGUGAAGUUGAUCCAGGAGCUGACCUUUUGCCCAAUGAAUGCUCAGUUCAUGAUGCUGCUCCAGCCUCUGGAAAUGGCCCACAAAAGAAAUCUGUGGACCGAAGCAUACAGACAGUGGUCUCUUGUCUGUUUAACCCUGAGAACAGACUGAGAAACUCUCUUGUUACUCAAGAUGACUACUUCAAGGAUAAAAGAGUACAUCACUUUAGAAGAAGUCGGGCAGUGCUUAAAUCUGAUCAUCUCUGCUAACUUUCUCAUCUCAGGAGGUUAUUGGUUUUGAAUAUUAAAAGAAGCUGAAAAGUUUUCAGUAUUACAGAAAACUUGACAAAUCACUCAGACUUACUAUAAAAGUUAUAUUAGAUUGCCUAGUUUUAUGUUAAAUCUGUUCAUUAGAUGUUUAUAUAGAAACUGGUUCUGUGUUCACCAUAUAGUUGAAAGAAAAAAUAAUUGCAAGUAAAAAAGAUAAAAAAUAAUUUCCAAAUAACUGAAAACUAGUUGAAAGGAAUAACUUUUAAGAUUUACCUUAAGGACUUUUAAUUGAAAUUGGCAUUUUAAGAGUUCAAAAGCAAGUACUAAUUUUCAAGAAAAGGAUUUUAUAAACCUAUUUUGAAAGGUCAGAAUUUUGAUAGUUUGACUACAAGCAUUUCACUUCUCAAAAGGUACUGAGCAGUACAGUAUUUACAAUAUUGUACUUUACAUUUAUUAUUUGUCUAAACAUUUGCCACAAAAGCAGAAUUUUUAGAACUGCAUUUUUAAUCAGUGGAACUCAAUAUAUAGUUAGCUUUAUUGAAGUCUUCCUUAUCUAAACCCAGGAAAACAGAUUCUUAACAGUCCAAUCAGUGGGUCUUAACAUUUAUACAAAAUAUUUUACCCUUUAUCUAGAAUCCACGCAUAUGCAUAUAUCCUAUUUAUUUGGUUGGGAUGGUAAUUAGGAUAUCUAAAAUUCUGGGUAUAAUUUUGUUUAAAGAAUCCAAGACAAACUUCACUAGGUGCAUAAGCUAUUCUUAGUGAGUUAAUACUCUUUUUUUCUUAAAAUGCUAAACUCAAUGGCUGUCUUAAAAUUGUGCAAAAUACUGGUAUUAAAGAGUGCUGAAAAUUUUUUAUGUUACUUAAAAGUUAAUCAGAGUAUCUGAAAGAAAUUGUUUUUAUAAAAACAUUCAAAAUAUUAGUUGUUACAGAGUAAAUACAUUUUUAGUUUUGUUAGUCUAUUGUAUUUCCCUUUGUAAAGUAAAAUAUGUCCAAAACAGUUUGACAAUUCUAAACCACAAAAUUUGUUUCAUAAAUGUAUCCCAAGAAUGUGCUAAAAUGAAUCUGUUUUUAGAUUAGAUUAGAUCAUUGGACAUUACGCAUUAUGACAGCAAAGAACCUUUGUACCCACAGUCUUUCGCAAUCUUGCUCCUAUUUAGUCAGGAUUGCUCCUUGGUAUAAAGUAGAGAAGUAACAGUUAUGAGUGGUUCAGGGCUAAGCCUUAGGAAUAUAGCACUGUAACAGUACCUUUCUAACCAAAACAAUUGGCUGAACAUCAUCUGAUCUGCCAGGGACAUGAGUUUUAAAAUGCCUUGUUGGUCUGUCUUAUAUUAGCCCUUUCCCUUAAACAUGGAGAUUCCACUUAGUCUAACUUAAUGGAACCCAGGUUCAUAUCACAACUGUCCCUAAUGAUCUUUAACUCUUAAUUUUAUUCUACAUCUGAAGUCAAAAUUCUUUUAUGUCACCAAGUCAGUAUACCAGAAAACAGUUUGUCCCCUUAUUUCAGUGUAUUUGUAAUGUAUGUUCUUGCAUGUACCACUCUGUGAUUAAAUCUCCAACUUACUAUGAAUGAUACCCUAAAUUCUGAGGCACAAAUGUAAUUGUUGCUCUAUGACUUUAAAGAAAAGUAAGGGAAUAAACUUUUGUCUGCUGUUUUGUUGGAGUCAGGUAUUUAAGAGAAGGGAGAAAGAAGAGAGAAGUACUGAACCUUUCAAAAUGGAAGAUUAAUUUUAAACUUAAAAGUAUGUUCCUAUUACCUAUUGUCUUCGCAUAUAUGAAUAAAACCUUUUUUUUC